AUGCCAGACGCGUCCGAGCAGCACCAGGAGAUACUGCACGAUCAGCCGCUAGAACACGAGCGGCAAGAAUCGCAGCAGGAAGCGCAGCAGCAGCAGCAGGAAGCGCAGCAGCAGGAGGAGGAAGCGCAGGAAGGAGUGCAGCAAGAGGAAUCUCAAGAGCAGAGUAUACCCCUCUUGCCCGCAGUAGAGCAACAGCCACCCCGGCAACAAGAAUGCUGGUGUGCUCAGAUACUGUCAGAGCUGCUGCAGAGCAAGGAAGCUUCGACAUCUCCCGACUGGCUCCUUGCUGCUGUCCGAUCACUGCCCCCCUGUGCUGCACACUCCCCCUCAGGGGAGGUAGUUGAAGGGGCUGUAGCGGCAGUAUCCGCAGCCACAGCCGCUGUGGCUUCAAGAAGACCGCCUGGGUGUCCUGCGCAGAUGGAUUUACCUCCAACAGCAGCUCUACCACACGCCGCUGAUAGGCAACAACGCCGAGGUGCUGCUGCUGCUUCUCCUCCUCCUGAUGCUCGAGCAAGCUCGGCAAUACCAGAUUCACCGCUUGAGACUGCCGCAGCAGAGUCUACAGUCGGAGGAGCAACGGCAAUUGCAUCUGUGGAAAGGGUGCCGUUCUCGGAGCAGAACAACCAUAGAGAGGCCAGAGUGUUGCCUGUGCAGCUGCCAGCAGCUGCUGAUGAGCUGUUCGUCCGUUCGCGAACUGAAGAUCGCCCCCUUACCCUUAAAGACCUGACUUCUGAAGACGACACUGCUCCACAGUUGGAGUCUUUGGCUGCCACCAUCAGCGCUGCAGCGAAGAGGCCUUGCUUCCAGACCAGCAGCACCCUCUGCAGGAAAGUGGGCCUCCGCCACCCUCAAAUUCAGAUUCGCAGCAACAGCAGCAACAGCAGCAACAGCAGCAGGAACAGCAGCAGGAACAGCAGGAACAGCAGCAGCAGAGGUGGCACCACAAUCGCCGCCGCCAGCAGCGGCAGCGGCAGCAGCAGCAUCAAACGAGGUUUCUUACAGAUUUGCAGAGGGACUCGGUGUACGAUACAGCUCAUACCGCGGAGGUGA
Cyclospora cayetanensis is the source of this 1050-nucleotide messenger RNA. Its product is annotated as transcription factor btd-like. The transcript is spliced from 3 exons. The record is from RefSeq and is a predicted model, not a curated record. NCBI's taxonomy places the organism in Eukaryota, Apicomplexa, Conoidasida, Eucoccidiorida, Eimeriidae. The coding region runs from base 1 to 1050 and encodes 349 amino acids.